Molecule: messenger RNA, 2269 nt
Organism: Cryptococcus deneoformans JEC21
Lineage: Eukaryota; Fungi; Basidiomycota; Tremellomycetes; Tremellales; Cryptococcaceae
Product: nicotinamide mononucleotide permease, putative
Exons: 12
Coding region: 570-2120 (516 amino acids)
Biological process (GO): transmembrane transport
Cellular component (GO): membrane
Molecular function (GO): transmembrane transporter activity
Source: RefSeq, a predicted model, not a curated record
AUUUGCGAGUUGCAGAUUGCGGAUUUCCCUCAUGAUUAUGGAGGGUAACGGUCUCUUGUUUUUGCUUCCGAGAUUCUCCGUUGAACAAAGUCAGCAACUCCGGUACUUUUAUUCUUCUCUCUCGUAGUUUCUCUUUGACUUUGUCCGCUGCUUCUUCUUCGUUUUCCGACUUGCCUUGUCUACCCAACAGACUAUGCCGCCCAUGUGAUCAAUUGAUCGUCCUGAAUUGCCCCACUCCGUCUACGUACUUGGCAUCCUCCUCUUUUUUCCUUCAGGAUUAAGGUUGCGGGGAACCGCGGGGUUUGCGGAGAACCCAUAACAAAGUCCAGGAGAAAGUCCAUCCCAGCUCGUCUCAUUCGCCUCUCAGUCCAACCCAAUAUCGCUUUUCUCCUUGGAAUAUUUAAAGUGCGCCGAUUCCUGCUACUCAUGGUCUACUCUUCCAACCUUUUCACUUUGAAUAACUGCCUCUCACUACUUUAUCAGCCCUUUGAUUAUUUCCAAGCCAUUUCAAUCUUUUCUUUCUCUUGACUUUAACUCGACCAAGAACCAAAUAUCGGACAACAGUCGUCAUGGCUUCUACUCCUCGAGACGGGGUGAUCAUUCCCUCUGAUGCCGUCACCGAUAAGGAGCUAUACGGUGAUGUGGAUAUCAAGGAGACGGUAGAGCAUGUUGAGGAUAAAAGUGGCGGGAAUAUUCCUGUUCAGGAUGGUCCUCUCGCUGCUGAGAUUGAGCUACUCCGCUCGAUGCCCCCUGAGGACUUGGCUAUCGAGGAGAGAAAACUCUUGCGCAAGAUUGACUUCACCCUUCUUCCAACUUUAUUCGUUCUUCUUAUCCUCAAUUACCUUGACCGAAACGCACUUGCUUCGGCUCGUGUGCAGGGUAUUGAGAAAAGCCUGGGCAUGGUUGGCACACAGUUUAACUCUGCAAUCAGUUUGCUCUUCGUUGGCUAUAUUCUUGGCCAGAUCCCCUCAAACUUGAUCCUUUCAAAGACCCGACCUUCUAUCUACCUAUCAGUCUGUGUCAUGGUCUGGGCGAUUGUUUCAUUGUGCACCGGUUUUGUCCAGAAUUACCACCAACUCCUUGCAGUUCGUAUUUUACUCGGUUUCACUGAAAGCCCAUACUUCCCUGGAGCCUUGUUUUUACUUUCGACUUGGUAUACCAAGAAGGAGCUUGCCUACCGAACUGCUUUCCUUUACACUGGCUCUUUGCUGUCUGGAGCGUUCUCCGGCUUGAUUGCCGCCGGCGUGCAAAACGGUUUGGAUGGCAAACUGGGUAUGGAGUCAUGGCGAUGGCUCUUCAUCCUCGAGGGAGCUAUUACUGGCUUCGCUGCCCUAGUCGCCAUCUUUGUUCUUCCAGACUAUCCUGCUACAACCAAAUGGCUGAGCACCAGAGAAAAGGCUGUUGCGGUUUGGCGAAUGGAACGGGAUGGUGGAAGUCGAGAUGAGGAUGACGAGGGACUGUUCCACAGUUUGAAACUCGCGCUCUGUGACUAUAGGCUAUACCUUCUUGCCACCGUUAUCAUUACCAAGACGACCGCCGGCGCUGUGACUCAGUUUUUCCCUACAGUCAUCGCAACCUUUGGCUUUAACAAAGUCAUUACGCUCUUGCUCCUCGCACCUCCAUACCUUGUCACCGCCGUUCUUUCUCUCUUAAUCUCAAGGUUAUCUGACCGAAGGCCUGAACGAUGUUUCCACCUCGCCCUCCCUCUUACUGUCGGAAUGAUCGGUUAUAUUAUCGCCGUCUCUACUCUGAAGACGGGUCCUCGAUACUUUUCGCUUUUCCUCAUGCUGGGUGGUCUCUUUGGAUCUUACAACGUCGCUCUUGCCUGGAUCUCUUCAACGUUCCCUCGUCCUCGUGCGAAGCGAGCAGCUGCUUAUGCAAUCAUUAACAGUUUGGGGAACAUUGCCCAGAUCUGGUCACCCUACCUCUACCCUUCAACCGAUGCUCCUCGAUACACCACUGCAUUCGCAACCAACUCGGUCAUGGCGGCCGUCGCCAUCCUGUUCUGCUUUGUCCUUCGCUUCUUUUUGAAGCGGGGGAACGCCAAGAUGGAUCGUGAGGAUGCCGAGGCUGAAGCGAGGGGUGAGGCGUCCGAGGAGAGGGUUAGGUAUGUGUUGUAGAUUGUUCCUGGCUGGUUGGGGGGGGGGGUGUCCUGUUUUUGGAGAGUGUAGUUGAAAUGAUUUGGAAAUAUCUAAUUAGGCAAGGGUAUGUGUGUACGAUUUUGCAUUUUUACCUCGUCUUUUGUUUUUUUUUUUUUUUUUUUUUUGUU